Molecule: messenger RNA, 3846 nt
Organism: Ctenopharyngodon idella (grass carp)
Lineage: Eukaryota; Metazoa; Chordata; Actinopteri; Cypriniformes; Xenocyprididae
Gene: qrfpra
Product: pyroglutamylated RFamide peptide receptor a
Exons: 6
Coding region: 976-2142 (388 amino acids)
Biological process (GO): G protein-coupled receptor signaling pathway
Cellular component (GO): membrane
Molecular function (GO): peptide binding; neuropeptide Y receptor activity
Source: RefSeq, a predicted model, not a curated record
UUACAAACUACAUGUUUUUUAUUUUAGUUUUAAAGUUAAAGUUAAGAUCUGUCCCAUGUUUACACGACACCGUUUUCAAAUAAAAACGGAAAACUUUUUGGCCGUUCAUUUACACGACAACAGCCUUUUGGUGGCCUGAAAACGCAAACUUUUGAAAACAGGUUUUAAAGUGCAAGUUUUUGAACACGAUACCGUUGUCAUCUUGUAAACUGCAAACUGCGUACUAAGUUUAGCCUAUCCACCUUAUUUGUCAACGCGGAAUUAAGGUAUUUCUGUGAAUGUGCCAGACCUCAGAUUAAGGAUAUCAAAGUCCAGUAGCCUAAACUAUAAAAAUAUGGUGGAUAUGCAUGCACGUUUGGCGCGAGUGCUCUGUAAAAGAAUGCGUAAGAUAUGCGCAGACGCGUUAUCUUUAUUUACAAUGUGACAUCGCCAACUACUUAUCUGGCAUGCGUAAUACAGCGUUUUUAGUCAUUUUCGUGGAUCCGUGUGAACGGGGUUAGUUUUGAUAACGUUGUAAUUUGUACAAAGAAAAUAAACGUUUUAGUAACUUUUUAGCACAUCGUUGUCGUGUAAUCGUAUCCUUAAUUACAUCUAAUAAUAAUAAUUAUGCCUUCUGCAAAGGUGAAACACGUCAAAACAAGUAAAAAUGUGAUGUCCUUCGGAUUCCACUGAGCACAUGACUGUCUCACUCUCCACCUUUAAAGUGAGCUGCCUACCUAGACAGCAUGUUUGUGCGUAUAGGCGCGUUUCCAGGCUAUGAUGCUCAGAUAUGCUACGAACUGCGAAGACAACUUACUAUAGGCUUUGAGAUACAGCCGAUGUGUCGCAUAAAAUUAUCCGUAUCAAGGGACUCGGGCUGCUGCUUAUGUAGCGAAGAGACACGAAACAGAAGCAGAGCAUCACUGACUCUCAGUCUGCUCUUUGUAAAACUUUGAUUUCGUUCUGCCCAUUUUAAAGACAAGCUUUAUAGGCUACAUGGGGGAUAUGAAGAUUACUCCAGAAGUGUUGGAGCAACUAUUACAAUUUUACAAUCUUACUCGUCGGGAGUUUAUUGAGACGUACCAGAUUCAGCCGUUGGUUUACAUCCCUGAGUUACCAGCCAGCGCCAAAACUACGUUUGUUAUUGUGUACACGGUGAUUUUUCUCCUGGCUCUCAUUGGCAAUAGUCUGGUUGUCUAUAUUGUAUUAAGAAAGCGCGGGAUUCAGACUGCCACAAAUAUUUUUAUCUGCUCUCUAGCCGUCAGCGACCUUCUGAUAUCUUUCUUCUGCAUCCCAUUUACUCUGCUACAGAACAUCUCCUCUGAGUGGUUCGGGGGUGUGUUGGUGUGCAAAACAGUCCCCUUUGUUCAGACCACCGCUAUUGUGACUGGCAUUCUCACUAUGACCUGUAUCGCUGCAGAGAGGUACCAGGGGAUUGUACACCCUCUGAAAAUCAAAAGACAGUGCACCCCACAAAGAGCAUACCGAAUGCUGGUGGUUGUCUGGAUUGCAGCCAUGGUGAUUGGAUCCCCAAUGCUCUUUGUUCAACAAUUAGAGGUGAAAUAUGACUUUCUGUAUGAUCUCCAUCAUGUAUGCUGUCAGGAGCGCUGGAGCUCAAGCACUCACAGGAAGCAGUAUGCUACCUUCAUUCUAGUGUUCCUCUUCCUCCUGCCACUUGCAGCCAUGCUGAUACUCUACACCAGAAUUGGUAUUGAGCUGUGGAUUCGCAAACAAGUUGGGGACUCCUCAGUUCUCAAUGCCAUGAACCAAAGGGAAGUGAGCAAAAUAUCCAGAAAGAAGCGAAGGGCCAUCAAGAUGAUGGUCACCAUUGUUGUGCUGUUUACUGUCUGCUGGGCACCUUUCCAUACAGUUCACAUGCUGUUUGAGUACAGUUACCUGAACACGAAGUAUGAUGACAUCACAAUCAAUAUGAUUAUUGCUGUUGCACAGGCCAUAGGUUUUUCAAAUUCUUUCAACAAUCCUAUUGUCUAUGCUUUCAUGAAUGAGAACUUCCAGAAGAACUGCAUGUCCACUCUUUCCUUUUGCAUUAGGAGGUCCAGUCACCGUGUAGAUGUGAAGGACAAAUCGAAAGUAACUUUUUAUAAGUCUGCCAGACAGGAAGACGACAUCUCUGUCAUGCCCAGAAUACAUAUAGUUGAUUAGGUUCAGUCUGCAAGAUCAAACAUGCGAACAUCUUUGUCAUUUCUUGAAGAGAGACAUUCUGUUGAGAGCAAUAGAAUGCAUGCAAGAUGUAUUCGAGACUGAUAUCUAAUAAUAUAAAGUUUGAGUAAGAUAAUAUUUUCUCUUACGCUCACCAGGGCUGCAGAAAAUACAGUAAAACUAUAUACAGUGGGUACGGAAAGUAUUCAGACCCCCUUAAAUUUUUCACUCUUUGUUAUAUUGCAGCCAUUUGCUAAAAUCAUUUAAGUUCAUUUUUUUUUUCCUCAUUAAUGUACACACAGCACCCCAUAUUGACAGAAAAACACAGAAUUGUUGACAUUUUUGCAGAUUUAUUAAAAAAGAAAAACUGAAAUAUCACAUGGUCCUAAGUAUUCAGACCCUUUGCUCAGUAUUUAGUAGAAGCACCCUUUUGAUCUAAUACAGCCAUGAGUCUGUUUGGAAAGAUGCAACAAGUUUUUCACACCUGGAUUUGUGGAUCCUCUGCCAUUCCUCCUUGCAGAUCCUCUCCAGUUCUGUCAGGUUGGAUGGUAAACGUUGGUGGACAGCCAUUUUUAGGUCUCUCCAGAGAUGCUCAAUUGGGUUUAAGUCAGGGCUCUGGCUGGGCCAUUCAAGAACAGUCACAGAGUUGUUGUGAAGCCACUCCUUCGUUAUUUUAGCUGUGUGCUUAGGGUCAUUGUCUUGUUGGAAGGUAAACCUUCGGCCCAGUCUGAGGUCCUGAGCACUCUGGAGAAGGUUUUCGUCCAGGAUAUCCCUGUACUUGGCUGCAUUCAUCUUUCCCUCGAUUGCAACCAGUCGUCCUGUCCCUGCAGCUGAAAAACACCCCCACAGCAUGAUGCUGCCACCACCAUGCUUCACUGUUGGGACUGUAUUGGACAGGUGAUGAGCAGUGCCUGGUUUUCUCCACACAUACCGCUUAGAAUUAAGGCCAAAAAGUUCUAUCUUGGUCUCAUCAGACCAGAGAAUCUUAUUUCUCACCAUCUUUAGCAAACUCCAUGCAGGCUUUCAUGUGUCUUGCACUGAGGAGAGGCUUCUGUCGGGCCACUCUGCCAUAAAGCUCCGACUGGUGGAGGGCUGCAGUGAUGGUUGACUUUCUACAACUUUCUCCCAUCUCCCGACUGCAUCUCUGGAGCUCAGCCACAGUGAUCUUUAGGUUCUUCUUUACCUCUCUCACCAAGGCUCUUCUCCCCCGAUAGCUCAGUUUGGCCGGACGGCCAGCUCUAGGAAGGGUUCUGGUCGUCCCAAACGUCUUCCAUUUAAGGAUUAUGGAGGCCACUGUGCUCUUAGGAACCUUAAGUGCAGCAGAAAUGUUUUUGUAACCUUGGCCAGAUCUGUGCCUUGCCACAAUUCUGUCUCUGAGCUCUUCAGGCAGUUCCUUUGACCUCAUGAUUCUCAUUUGCUCUGACAUGCACUGUGAGCUGUAAGGUCUUAUAUAGACAGGUGUGUGGCUUUCCAUGUGUAAGUCCAAUCAGUAUAAUCAAACACAGCUGGACUCAAAUGAAGGCGUAGAACCAUCUCAAGGAUGAUCAGAAGAAAUGGACAGCACAUGAGUUAAAUAUAUGAGUGUCACAGCAAAGGGUCUGAAUACUUAGGACCAUGUGAUAUUUCAGUUUUUCUUUUUUAAUAAAUCUGCAAAAAUGUCAACAAUUCUGUGUUUUUCUGUCAAUAUGGGGUGCUGUGUGUACAUUA